UGUGUGUGUGUGUGUGUGUGUGUGUGUGUGUGUGUGUGUGUGUGUACCUGUAUGGAUCCAAUGACUGUGGGAAUGUUAGAUGUACGUUUCUUUCUUCCUACAAUGCCCUUUUCCGGCUAUCCAGUGAUGCGAGUUUCUUCUUUUUUCAGAUAAUUUCCGAUGAAGAUCAAUACGACAGUCACGCCGGCGGACGCCUCGCGCCCUCACCCUGGACGAGACAACCACCGCCAACACCACCACCACCACUACCACCACCACCACCCUCACCACCACCACCACCACCAUCGCCACCACGUGCAGCGGGAGGAAGACCUAAACCACCACCUUCACCACCUUCACCACCACCACCACCACCUCCUCACUCACCACCAGGAUGAGGCGCUUAAUUCCUCUUGUUCGGCUCACACUCCCUCGCCGGCGCACCAAGUCCGGCACCAUCACUACGAUAAUCAACAACAACAACAUCAACAGUUACAACCACAGUAUCCACAUCAGAACCAAUGUAAAGGAGCACCAGAGCACUGUACUCUUCAGCAACAACUACAACAACAACAGUAUAAUCGACAACAACAACAGCAGCAGGAACGACCACAACAGCAGCAGCAGCAGCAGCAGCACACACACCAGGACCAAUGUCGAGGAGCAUUAGACUACCACAUCCUCCGACAACACCAACACCGACAGCAACAGCAAUACCAAGAACAACAACCUACCAAUCAGUACCUGAAGCGACUGGGACCACAAUAUCCACGGGAGAGACUAAAAGAGAACUCUGUUUCUUGUUGGGAAGAACAGACUCCUAAUUCGAGGCAACAACAACAAAAACAACACCAGAAGCUGCAGGAAAACAGAAGCCUGGAGAUCCCCUGUCUUCUGCUCAGGCAGCUGCGUCCCCUGAGGCUGUUCCUCAUGGCGGCGGCGCUGCUGCAAGCCGGGGCUCUCGGUUGUCGCAUCUCAGAGUUCACGUGCGGCAACUUCGAGUGUGUUCCCGCCGACGCUUACUGCGACGGCCAGCCAGACUGCUCGGACAGGACAGACGAGCCCAGGGACUGCUCGCCGUGUAAUCGGACCUUCUACGGGGACGUUGGGCGAAGCUACGAGGUGCAGGUGCAGCGGCCCGUCAACACGCUCACCAUCUUUACCUGCCACCUCACCUUCGUGGCCGAGGGGGACCAGUACGGCGACAUUGUGCAGCUCAUCAUUCAGGACUUCAAGCUCGGGGACUUCUUCAGCUACAACAGCGGGUGUCCUCAAGGGUGGAUGCAGAUCAGCGAGCGGGACCGACCCUACACUGACGGCUACUGGUGUGGUAACGGGCAGGGUUUCAACGUGUACUACAGCGAGACCUCCACCACCACGCUCACACUCAAGAAGUUCAUUACCAUGGACUACAUACACUUCGAGGGCCUCCACCAGUCGCCCUUCAGCUUCCGGCUCACCUACAAGACGCUGCGGCGGAGCGACGCGGUGCUGCGCUACGGCAACGCCACUAAGCCCAAGGACCGCGGCCAGCUGGUGGAAGACUCUGUGUGUACGCGGAUCUUCCUGAACUGUGACCAGAACCUGUGUUCCGUGCAGAGCCCCAACUUCCCCGGCCUCUACCCCCGCCACGUCACCUGCAGCUACCUGAUCCGCCAGACCCGUUACAUCCCCUACGCCAUCCCUCUCAUCACCAUUCACCAAGACAAUCCUCUCAGGUUCAACGUAAAGGCCACCUCGACUCUGCCCAACCAGGAGCCCUCAUCCGGAGGCCUGCAGAUCUGGGGGUCGUGUGACCUGGUGCACGACCACCUUCUCGUCUACGAUGGCAACUCGACGGAAGAGCCGCUCCUCCUCAAGGUGUGUGGUUCGGGCCACCUGCCGCCCAUCACCUCCACGGGGUCGGAAUUGCUCAUUAUCUUCAGCACGUCACGCUAUGACGAGCCCACACAAGAGACGCUCAUGCCGCGGACCUUUGGCUUUGAGCUUGAUGUGAAGGUCACGUACCUCAGCAUGGACUCUCGCAGGUUUGCUCGCAACCGCCAGUGUGUGUUCCACAUCUUCAGCGCCAACAACUCCAGCGGGAAGAUUAGAUCGGUGGUGAACACGCAGCCGCAGAACUCUUCGUGUGUUUACCUGUUCCACGGCGAGGCGCACGAGGUGGUGUGGGUUCACUUCCGCAAGUACGAGAUUAAUCCCAAGAUGGGCCACUACUCCUUCAACAUGACGGAUUGCAUCAACCCGCUCAGAAUAUACGACGGUAACUUCUUCGACACAACAAUGCCUUAUGGGACCCCGCAGCAUGCAAGGCUCAUCCAGGAACACUGCACAGCACGCCCUCCGCCUAUGUGUGCCCGGGAGUAUCUGCCCCUUAAGGCUAGCCACAUCGCCCCGGUGAAGGCGUGCACCAGGAACGAGAGUUAUGUAGCAGAAGGGUCCAAGCUGACGGUUGUGCAGCAUUACAACGAGUCCACUGCCGCGCUGGCUGUGGACUUCAUCCUUCGGUAUGAAUUUGUCAACACCCGACCCGGCUACAGACCCACCAACGGCAGUGAGUGUGACUUUGAAGCGAUCAGUGACGGCUAUUCGCUGAGGACUGGCCGCGUCUUCUCCCCGCGGACUUCGGUGCUGUACGGACGGUGGGGUCGCCGCCGACUCUCCUGCCAAUAUCGUCUUACUGCACAUGGAGACGAGCUCGUGAAGGUCACCAUUACAAAAUUCCAUAGUGCUUAUCGUUCCUGCGUCACCACAACCAACAACUUCACUGGUAAUUAUGACUGUGACGAUCAUUCGGGCCAGACGGUUUCCUUGGUCGUGUCUGACUAUCCUUGGCAGGACAUUGAGGUGCCGCGGCUAUGCCUGUGCGAUUAUUCUGUCAUUCCCAUUACAUACGAGUCAAAGUCUAAAGAACUGCGGCUCAAGUUUGAAGUGAACAACAUGGAUGAAACUCACGACUACUUUGACUUCAUGUUCGAAGCUCAGUAUGAAUUUGUGAAGAAGCCUUCCUGCAAGAAGGAGCAGCGACUGCAGGGAACCAACGGGGAAAUAGUAUUCCGGAAAGCCAACCUUACUGAAAACGAACCGUGUGAUAACUAUCCCUGGCUCUUGCAAACCUCUGACGCCAAAAAGUCCAUUUACUUUAGAAUAAGAGGCUACGACCACAUCGACAAAAAUUGCACCACAACCACACGACUUCUGGUGUUCAAGGUUGGUCGCCUGAGGCCAGUCGGCGUCCUUUGUCCCGACCCAACGAGCGAAAAAGUCGUGGAGCUGUUUAGCUUUGCCUGGCAGGGCUCAGGGACACUUGUGGAGCAGUCUACUGACAAACUGGUGCUGGAAGUGUCUGGGGUGCGGGACAUGGGCCCCCACACCCUGACGUGGCUCCAGGUGUCCCCGGCACGCCAAUAUGACUGGUCUUCGGAGGGUAUCGUGCGAGGAUGUCAAGAGGAGUGUCCCGAGCUAGGCGUCUGCAUCAGCGAGGACUUGUGGUGCGACGGUGUCCAUCAUUGCCCUUCAGGCCACGACGAGCUUAUUGCCCACUGCUUCUUUCUGUCUGUGCCCUGGGCCUACAUUGGCGUCGGUUCUGCACUCAGUAUUAUCCUCCUGGUGGCUGUGACAGUGUACGGGGCGUCACGCCUGCGAACCUCGGACAAGAAGGCGCACCAGCACCAGCCCAUUCCCACGCUGCCUACUGCCUCAGAGUCCCUCUUCUCCUCUGACAAGGACGCAGCGGAGCGAGACGGUGGUGUAACGUCCGCCUACAGCCUCGAUUACAGUGAGGUGGAUUACGUCACCACUUUAUGAGGACCACAACGCUUAGCAUCUUUCAACAAUACUUGCACUCGCGCCCCCGCCACCCGCCCAUCCUCCAGCACAACCCACUCGCUCGACGGCCGCCGCUCACACGAGGCCCGCCGCUCACACGACGCCCACCUCUCACACGACGCCCACCUCUCACACGACGCCCGCCUCUCACACGGCGCCCGCCACUCCCACGACUCACACCGCGCUAGCUCUCGAAGGGCGACCAGCCUUCCGCGUCCUCCCCGACGUUCCCGGGCUCACCACACCCGGUCGGUCAGUGUUCACUAUCACAACGACAUCGAUGACCGCCCUGACUCGCUCCAGCUGUACGUCCCUCCUCCUCCUGCCCCCUUCAGCAGGUCGUACCUCUACACCCUGGCCGCCCUCAACACCCAUCCGCUGGACGCUCUCAACACCCCCACUGGCCAUCCGCGUCGGGGUCAGUAGCUGCCUUCCCGACGCAGUUCACCUCCCCUCCCUCGCUCAGAGGAGUGAUGGCCGGACUGGCGGGGGACGACAACCCACGAGUGCUCUUCCUGAUACCACCGAGGUUGUUCGCGCCCCGGGCGUCGGCGUGCAGAUGACACUGCCGCCUCAAGUAGUACCAAGGCGUCGGGGCACCACCCCGAUCCUCCCCCUGAGCUGCGUGUUUGAUGUACAUGUGUAAAUCGCUUUCCACCACCCUUCGCACGCGGCUUUCUCCGUUCACCUUUCUUGCAAAUGUUUCUAAAUACAAUUUUAUUCCAUAAUUUUCUAAAACUCGUUAUUGAGAUAUGAGCCAGUAGCCGACACUCCACCUUAGCCGCUUUCUGUGUUACGAGACCAAGAGUCGGUGUCUACGGAACCGUGUGUUGACUGAUUUCUUCGUCUGGACGUAGGCGUAGUUGUGUCUGUUUGUUCUGUUGGGUUACUAGUCGUAGCCUGUCUGUCACGCACUCCGUUGCUGAGAGCUGUGAAAUUUUAAUCUAAAAUCAUUAAAAUACGUACACGUGAUAGGUAAAAAAAGAGAAUCAAUAAUUGUCUAAUAUACCUGGAUGAUUAUAUAUGACCAAUAAUAAAGUAUAUACGCAAUCCUCCUCCUCCUCCUCCUCCUCCCACCAACUCCUCCUCCUCCUCCUCCUCCUCCUCCUCCUCCUCCUCCUCCUCCUCCUCCUCCUCUUCCUCCUCCUCUUACUCAUUCUAAUCUUCCUCCUCGUCCUCGUCCUCCUCUUCCUCGUUUCCUACAAAUAUCUCCUCCUCCUCCUCCUCCUCCUCCUCCCACCAACUCCUCCUCCUCCUCCUCCUCUUCUUCCUCCUCCUCUUACUCAUUCUAAUCUUCCUCCUAGUCCUCGUCCUCCUCUUCCUCCUUUCCUACCAAUAUCUCCUCCUCCUCCUCCUCCUCCUCCUCCUCCCACCAACUCCUCCUCCUUCUCCUCCUCCUCCCCUUCCUCUUCCUCCUCCUCUUACUCAUUCUAAUCUUCCUCCUCGUCCUCGUCCUCCUCUUCCUCCUCUCCUCCUCCUCUUCCUCCGCGUCUCCUC
Eriocheir sinensis (Chinese mitten crab) is the source of this 5301-nucleotide messenger RNA. RefSeq lists its product as uncharacterized. Gene Ontology annotation, molecular function: protein binding. NCBI's taxonomy places the organism in Eukaryota, Metazoa, Arthropoda, Malacostraca, Decapoda, Varunidae. The transcript is spliced from 6 exons. The coding region runs from base 160 to 3783 and encodes 1207 amino acids. Gene Ontology annotation, cellular component: plasma membrane. The record is from RefSeq and is a predicted model, not a curated record.